This is a messenger RNA of Staurois parvus, 813 nucleotides long. Lineage: Eukaryota; Metazoa; Chordata; Amphibia; Anura; Ranidae. The record is from the annotation of a GenBank genome assembly.
CCGCGAUAUCCUGUCAAAGAGUGGCUGGUGGGGGAUAUAAUAUCCGGGAUCAGCGUUGGUAUCAUCCAACUACCACAAGGGUUAGCGUACGCCCUGCUGGCCGGAGUCCCCCCAGUCUUUGGUCUGUACUCCUCAUUCUAUCCUGUACUUCUUUACUGCAUAUUCGGCACAUCCCGACACAUCUCUGCAGGGACCUUCGCUGUCAUCUCUGUGAUGGUCGGAAGUGUGACGGAGUCCCUGGCACCAUCUGACAGUUUUCUUCUGCCGGGCAAUGACUCGAAGGUGGAUGAGGAAGAGAGGGAUGCUGCCAGGGUUCAGGUGGCAUCAGCCUUAACCUUGUUGGUUGGAAUAUUUCAAAUCUUGUUGGGUCUGAUGCAGUUCGGCUUCGUGGUGACGUACCUUUCGGAGCCUCUGAUUCGUGGUUACACCAGUGCAGCGGCUGUUCAUGUGGUUGUGUCUCAGGUGAAGAGCAUUCUGGGAGUAAAGAUCAACCAAAGGAGCCACCCGCUGUCCCUCAUCUAUACCAUCGUGAAUAUCUGCAGCAAGCUGCCCAAGACGAACGUCGCCUCUCUCAUCAUCGGUCUCAUUGCCAUCGCCGUCCUGUUCACAGUGAAGUUUCUAAAUGAGAAAUACAUUUCGAAGAUUCGAUUUCCUAUACCAAUCGAGUUGAUCACGCUAAUUGUGGCCACUGGGAUCGCGUACGGGGCCGAUCUGAACAAAGCGUAUGGUGUGGACAUUGUCGGAGACAUCCCAACUGGGCUGAAGGCUCCAUUCGUGCCAGAUGUUUCCAUCUUUACCAGUGUGGUUGGCAAU